UGUGAAAAAAAGGGACCGGAUGUGGGCGGGGUAGAUUCCGGCUAGCUUGCAGCCGGAGCGCUUCCUGCUGCUUGUCGCUGCUCUCAGAGUGGAACCAACACGAAACCAGCGCUCCCAGUGAAGCCAGUCCGCCCAGCAGAAAGGGAGCAGGCCGCAGGUUCCCCGUGAACUCACCGGGACACACGGACUGACCGACGGACGAACGGCGGGAAAAUGGCGAAGACGUACGACUACCUGUUCAAGCUGCUGCUCAUCGGGGACAGCGGCGUCGGCAAGACCUGCCUGCUGUUCCGGUUCAGCGAGGACGCCUUCAACACCACCUUCAUCUCCACCAUCGGAAUCGACUUCAAAAUCCGAACGAUCGAGUUGGAUGGAAAGAAAAUCAAACUGCAGAUCUGGGACACAGCAGGUCAGGAGAGGUUCAGGACCAUCACAACGGCCUAUUAUAGAGGAGCCAUGGGCAUCAUGCUGGUGUAUGACAUCACCAACGAGAAGUCCUUCGACAACAUCAAGAACUGGAUUCGCAAUAUCGAGGAGGUAGGCCACGCCCCUUUGAUGUCACAGAAAACGCUUCUGAACUUAUGCUUUAAAUGUCACUUCAACCAUUUCUUCUACCUGGGUGUAAUCCCUUUCUCUUUGGUUUUCCAGCUCGCCAUCGACUACGGGAUCAAGUUCCUGGAAACAAGCGCCAAGUCCAAUAUCAACGUGGAGGAGGGCUUCUACACGCUCGCCCGAGACAUCAUGGCCAGGCUCAACAGGAAAAUGAACGACAACAACCCGUCAGGUGGAGGUGGGCCCAUCAAGAUCACGGAGCCCCGCUCCAAGAAGAGCCUGUUCAGGUGUUCGCUGCUGUAGGCGGAGCCUCAGCUCAGACCUCCUCCUCCUGCAGCAGGAGCUGAGGAACAACCUGUGGACAGUUUAGAAGCCUGCUGUGACUCCUCCUCCUUUUCUUCUUCUUCUUCUGUUUUCUUGUUGUCUGCUGUCAGCUCAGCAGUUGGAGGCUGAGCCAACGCAGCAUCUCAGUGUUUGUUGCAGCGAGAACACGGAGGCGACGAUGAUGAUGAUGAUGGCGAUGAAGGACAAGGCCGAUGACUGUUUGUACCAAAGUGGGUAGAGCUGUGGCUCCGCCCUCUCCUCUGAUUUUACGCAUUGAGGAUGAAGCAUUUAAGGAUCAGACAUGUAGCAGACUCUUGCAGAGGCUUCAGUCCGACUCUUACAGCAACUGACCAAUCACAGACCAGCGGCCUGGACUACGAAGCAGGUAACCAAGGAUACGAGGUGCGAUUAAAGAGUUCAGCCAGGCGGUAACAUUCAGUCCUGAGUCAGUGGGAGUCUAAGAGGUCAGGCGUGGACAUCAGCAGCUCCACAAUCACCCGCGAUGACGGCUGGAUCUCGCUCGGGUCUCUGUUCUGUCGGCAUCUACAAAUCCAUCCGUCAGGCUCUCGCUUCCUGCCUCCCUCACUCAUGAACACACUUCUCCGAUGGGGCAGCAACUCAUUCCCAAAGAGUCUUCGACCAAAUUCAAAUCAGAAUCAAUGUUUUCCAUUUUUUAAUUUUUAUUUUUUUUAAUAAACACCGUAACUGAACUUUCCGAUCGCACCUCGUAUGUCUCAUCUUGAUCUAAUCGUGAAAAGUGGGAACACGGUGGUUGUGAAGCCAAACCAGGUUUUCUGAAUCUCUGUGCACAGGUUUACAGCCUCGCGCACCGCCGUCACAAACCCCAAAACCUGGUUAAACCUGAGGUCUCUAAGCCCAGGUCCUGCUUCGUGGUUCAGGCCUGUGUCAGAUCGCUUCAGCUAAUCUCCUGCACGCCGCCUAAAAAUAAGCUGAACAACAGGAACUUACCUGAUGUUGGUUAUCAGAGGCAAACUGUGCAGGACCUUUGAAAACGUCCUGAAAUGUGCAGCUUUGUAUUUUAGGAAACUUUGCAGGAAAUCAGCUGAAAAAAUUAAAAUAAAUAUAUAUAAAAAUGUAUAAAAUCAUUUUCAUUUCAAUCUUGAAUUUCCAACUCAAACAUAGGAAGUAAAAGCCCAGUAAGAUCGGCGGGCUUCGAACAGACGAGUGGAAAUCAUAAAAAUAUUAUCAAGUUUUAAAUUUUGUGUUCACUAAAAUGUCUUAACCUUCAUGUGACCUCCAGCCUUCAUUUCCUUUCAGAGUUUAUUUUAACUAAACAGAACUAAUAGUUUUAUAUUUUAUCUUUUAGUUAAUUCUGUUCCUUUAAAACGUCUCUGUGAUAAAUAUGUAUGAAAGCAGAGAAAGUCCCUGCGAAGCAGCUUUUUCUUCUCUGUUCAAAGACGCGAAGAAGCUUCUAUUUUUACUUUUGAUGCUUUUCUGUGUUUUUGUAUUUAGUCGUUUAAUAGCACACGUGCUACUUUUAUUUUGUACGUUUUCAAAGGAACUGUACAACCUGCGCUUUUAUUUUGAAGUGUUUUAUUUUCAUGUGCAGCUGCUGGUGUUAGAUUUCCUCUUUCUGACUCCCGAUCGGUUCAUUGGCUGAAACUAUAUAUUUAUUAUCGUAAAAGAUGUGAUUGACAACAACGAUUGAUUAAAUUCGAUGAGCACGGCGUGGAAACGUAAAGUCAAACUUUUAGUUUCCUGCAGUUUUCUCUGAAAAGCUGUUUCCGCGGAAGGAGCUUGAGCUCUUAAACCUUUGCAGCCGAUAUUCUGCGAUAACUUUGACCGUCACGACUAUCCCAAAACACCCCAAACAACGGCGGGAAGCAAGAUGGAAACACGGGAUAUAAACUGAAGCUACUUUCAGCUUUUUGGAAAGUCCUCGAAUUCAUAUAAUCCCUCCUGACUGUUUCCGUGAAGGCAGAGUGAAAGCGGAGAGAUUUUGUGACGUCUGUCCUGAGCUC
Pundamilia nyererei is the source of this 2858-nucleotide messenger RNA. Its product is annotated as ras-related protein Rab-8B-like. The transcript has 7 exons. NCBI's taxonomy places the organism in Eukaryota, Metazoa, Chordata, Actinopteri, Cichliformes, Cichlidae. Gene Ontology annotation, molecular function: GTPase activity; GTP binding. The coding region runs from base 214 to 855 and encodes 213 amino acids. The record is from RefSeq and is a predicted model, not a curated record.